Messenger RNA from Cynocephalus volans (Philippine flying lemur), 3559 nucleotides. RefSeq names its product Ras and Rab interactor 3 (gene RIN3). Gene Ontology annotation, cellular component: cytosol; endocytic vesicle. Gene Ontology annotation, molecular function: guanyl-nucleotide exchange factor activity; small GTPase binding. The coding region runs from base 19 to 2991 and encodes 990 amino acids. Gene Ontology annotation, biological process: signal transduction; vesicle-mediated transport. Lineage: Eukaryota; Metazoa; Chordata; Mammalia; Dermoptera; Cynocephalidae. The record is from RefSeq and is a predicted model, not a curated record. The transcript is spliced from 10 exons.
CCCGGAGCUGCCGGCGGCAUGAUGCGACGGGCCGGGGCGCCCGCGCGCGGGGACCCCGCGGGUCCUAUUCCAGAUCUUGGCAAAGAAGAGGGAGAAGAAGAAGAGGAGGAAGAUGGCAUGGGGCUUUGUCUGUCCCCCACCCCCAAGAACUGCCUUCCUCGCCGAGGCAUCAGCGUCCUGGAGAAGCUCAUCAAAACGUGCCCAGUGUGGCUGCAGCUGGGUCUGGGCCGGGCAGAAGCAGCCAGGAUCCUGAGCAAGGAGGCAGCCGGGAUGUUCCUGGUUCGCCAGGACAGCAGCUUGAAGCACCUGGUGCUCUGUGUCCACUUCCCUUCCCUGAAUGAGAGCUCGUCCGAGGUGCUCGAAUACAUUGUUAAAGAAGAAAAAUCGAUAUUGUACCUGGAAGGCUCAGUGCUUGUGUUUGAGGACAUCUUCAGACUGAUUGCAUUCUACUGUGUCAGUAGAGAUUUACUGCCCUUCACACUGAGGCUGCCACAGGCUGUCCUGGAGGCCAAGAGCUUCACAGACCUCGAGACCAUCUCCAACCUGGGCCUCGGCUUCUGGGAUUCCUCGCUGAACCCCCCACGGAGAGGUGUCCACCCAGCAGAGCCCCCAAGAGACCCGGCCCCCGGAUCCCCCCCAGCCUCCAGCCUCAGGUCUGCUGCCCAUUACACAAACUGCUCCUGCGAGAUCGUGCUGUCGGUAGGAAAUGACCGCCUGUGGUUUGUGAAUCCCGUCUUCAUCGAGGACUGCGGCCGCGCCCUGCCCUCCGACCAGCCGCCUCCUGGAAGCUGCCCCCUGCGCCCGCUGCCUGCCACCUCUGCCGCUACCUCGCCCACCUCCAGGUGGGCCCCACGCCGCCCACCGCCCCCUCCCCCAGCGGCGCCCCUGCAGCCCUCUGGCCUAGCCCAGCCUCCUGCGCCCCCUGCUCCUUCCCCUGCCUGUCCUCUGCCCAGUUGUCCCCCAGUGUCUGCCCCCCACCUCACACCUCAUGCCCCGGCUCCCCCAGACCCUCCAAGCCAGCCCCCCAUGACAGCCUGCGAGAGGCUCCCACGCCCUGCCACAGGCCUGGGCCCCCUCAGGGAGGAAGAGAUGAAGCCAGAGGCAGCCCCCAGCCCCCCGCAGCAGGCCCCUGUCCCUCCGUUACCUGUGAAGAAGAGCCUUCCAGCUGCUCCUCCCAGACGACGCAUCUCUGAGAAGCCACCCCUAGAGGACCAAGGUGUGGGAAUGGCGGCAGAGGGGGACCAGCCAGCUCUUUCCAGGACAACCCUACUCAGCCUGCCUCCCCAGGUGGCCUCAGACAGCCCUGGGGACAAGCCUAAGGGGACCACGGAGCAAGGCCAGAAAGCAGAGGCGAAAGCCAGCCAACCAGGCGGCCUGCCAGAGCCGCCGAGGAAGACCAAACAACCCCCCGUCCCGCCCCCCAGGAAGAAAAGGAUCUCCCGGCAGCUGGCUUCGGCCCUCCCUCGUCCCUUGGAGAGCGCUGAGCUCUCCACACAGGCGGUAACCUCUGAGACGCCCACGCCCGGUCCACCCCGACAAGGCCAAAGUCCUGCCUCCCAAGCGGGGACCGUGCGCCUCCAGGCCCAGGCCAGUGCCCACCCUCAGAGCUCUCCAGAGUUCAAGGGCUCCCUGGUCUCCCUCUCAGACGGCUUGGGAGUGCCCACCUUGGCCCCGGACCAGGACUCCUACUCGACCAGCAGCACAGAGGAGGAGCUGGAGCAGUUCAGCAGCCCCGGUGUGAAGAAGAAGCCCUCGAUGAUCCUGGACAAGGCACGGCACCGGCUGAGCUUCGUGAGCUUUAGCAGCGUCUUCCGCGCCUUCCUUUCCAACGACCGCAAGCUGUUCAAGAAGGUGGUGGAGCUGGCGCAGGACAAGGCCUCGUACUUCGGCAGCCUGGUGCAGGACUACAAGGUGUACAGCCUGGAGAUGAUGGCGCGCCAGACCUCCAGCACCGAGAUGCUGCAGGAGAUCCGCACCAUGAUGACCCAGCUCAAGAGCUACCUGCUGCAGAGCACCGAGCUCAAGACCCUGGUGGACCCCAGCCUGCACUCCGAGGAGGAGCUUGAAGCAAUUGUAGAGUCUGCCUUGUACAAAUGUGUCCUGAAGCCCCUGAAAGAAGCCAUCAACUCCUGCCUGCAUGAGAUCCACAGCAAGGAUGGCUCAUUGCAGCAGCUCAAGGAGAACCAGCUGGUGAUCCUGUCCACCACCACCACCGACCUGGGCGUGACCACCAGUGUACCGGAAGUGCCCGUCAUGGAGAAGAUCCUGCAGAAGUUCGCCAGCAUGCACAAGGCCUACUCACCUGAAAAGAAGAUCUCCAUCCUGCUCAAGACCUGCAAGCUCAUCUAUGACUCCAUGGCCCUCGGCAACCCAGGGAAGCCCUACGGGGCAGACGACUUCCUGCCCGUGCUCAUGUAUGUGCUGGCCCGCAGCAACCUCGCCGAGAUGCUCCUCAACGUGGAGUACAUGAUGGAGCUCAUGGACCCUGCCCUGCAGCUAGGGGAGGGUUCCUACUAUCUGACCACCACCUACGGGGCCCUGGAGCACAUCAAGAACUAUGACAAGAUCACGGUGACCCGGCAGCUGAGCGUGGAGGUGCAGGACUCCAUCCACCGCUGGGAGCGCCGGCGCACGCUCAACAAGGCUCGGGCCUCCCGCUCCUCCGUGCAGGACUUCAUCUGCGUGUCGUACCUGGAGCCCGAGCAGCAGUCGCGGACGCUGGCGUCGCGGGCUGACACGUCGGCCCAGGCGCUGUGCGCCCAGUGCGCCGAGAAGUUCGAGGUGGCGCAGCCCGGGGACCACCGGCUCUUCGUGCUGGUGGACGGGCGCUGCUUCCAGCUGGCAGACGACGCGCUGCCCCACCGCCUCAAGGGCUACCUGCUGCGAAGCGAGCCCAAGCGCGACUUCCACUUCGUGUACCGGCCCCUGGAUGGCGGCGGGGGCAGCGGGAGCCCCCCCUACCUGGUCGUGCGGGAGCCCAACUUCCUGUGAGGCCGGCCGCUGCAGCUCCUGAUGGCACUUUUCCUGAGACCGGCUGGGGACAGAAGAGCGGGCGGGCGGGGCUCACUCCUGACCCCCCACACUCACACUCAUACAUGCAUGCGACCUACAUCUGCCCACACGUCACACGUGCAUGCCACCCAGUGAGCAUGCCAAAACCAACGUCACAGGAUAAUUGUGGAGAGAGCCCGAAGCAGCGGCCAGGGCAUUUGCUGAGAAGAGUCAUAGUGCUAGAGACCAUGUUCUUCAUUAGACAGGAAGGGAAGCUGAGGCUCUGAGAGGGCAGAGGCUCUCCAGCCAACUGCAGCAAAUGAGCCUGCCCCCGGUUCACCCCUCAGGUCAUUCCCUCCCUGCCUCCCCCUGCCCACUCCAUCUUCCAUCUUUCCAGGGGAGGGCCUGAGCUUGGUUUCCCCAGGACAGGCCCAGGAAGGGGUGCCUGGCUGCACCUGUUCCCCGUGCCCCUCAGGAUGGAGCUGGGAUCAUCUCAGCAGCAUCUCCCAGGGUGUAUGUUAGGAGACAGGCCCCCACCCCUGCACGGGAGCCUGCCCUCAGCUACCAG